AGCUGAGCACUCUGCCUGUGAUUAGAUUGCUGGUUUUUGCGGUUUUGCGGUGUAGUGGCUGAUAAUAUUUUGAGAAAUUCACAAAACUGAACGAUUUGCUAUAAAACCAACUAUAUUAACAAAACAUGGCUUUCAUUGAUCUCUCCGGUGACGGAGGUGUUCAGAAGCAGAUCCUGGUAGAAGGAUCUGGCGAUGAAACUCCUUUCAACGGUUGCUCCGUUGCAUUACAUUACACUGGAACGCUGGACUCGGAUGGAAAACAGUUCGACUCUAGUAGAGACAGAAACGAACCGUUCGAAUUCAAGCUCGGACAGGGAUCCGUAAUCAAAGCGUUUGAUAUGGGAGUGGCUACAAUGAAGCUAGGCGAAAAAUGCAUUCUGAAAUGUGCUCCGGAUUAUGCAUACGGAGCCUCCGGUAGCCCUCCAAACAUUCCUCCUAAUUCAACGUUAAAUUUUGAAUUGGAAAUGCUCGGAUGGAAAGGAGAAGAUUUGAGUCCCCAGUCGGACAGGGGCAUUGAACGGUUUAUUUUAAAGCUAGGUGAAGGCAAGAAAACUCCUAAUGAUGGUGCCUUCGUCAAAAUUCAUUUAGUUGGCCGUUACGAAGGGAAAACUUUUGAGGAGCGUGAUGUCGAGUUUACGAUUGGUGAGGGCGAAGAAGCUGGCGUCGUUUCCGGUGUUGAAAUUGCGCUGGAGAAAUUCAAAAAAGCAGAAUCUUCCAAACUAAUUCUUGACCCCAGAUUUGCCUUUGGGGCGCAAGGCAAUGAAGAACUUGGUGUACCUCCUAAUGCCACCGUCGAAUAUGUGGUAACUUUGAAAGAAUUCGAGCGAGAACCAGACAGUUGGAAAUUAGACGAUGCUGAACGAAUGGAACAAGCUAAGCUGUUUAAAGAAAAGGGUACUGAUUACUUCAAAGAAAGUAAAUUUAAACUUGCCCUGAAAAUGUACGAGAAAUCAUUGAGUUUCUUGUCCAGCUGUGAUUCGCAAGAAUCUAAGCAAUUCCAGUUGGCCGUUUAUCUAAAUAAAGCUUUAUGCCAUCAGAAGUUGAACGACCAUGACGAAGCAAAAAGUGCAUGUAAUGAAGCUUUGAACAUCGACAGUAAAAAUGUGAAGGCAUUAUACCGUCGUGGACAAUCAAAGCUCGCUUUGGGAGAUUUUGAAAAAGCAUUCGACGAUUUCAAUUUAGUUCGAGAGAUUGAGCCAGAGAACAAAGCUGCUCUCAAUCAAGUUACGAUUUGCAAGCAGAAAAUUAAGGAUUAUAACGAGCAACAGAAAAAAGUGUUUGCCAACAUGUUUACCAAGUUUGCCAAAAGCGAUAAACAGCGGGAAGAAGAGGAACAAAGCAGACAACCCGAUGUAAUGAAAGCAAACUUUGGCGAGUGGAGAGAUGACGAACGCGAACACGAGCCUACCCGUUUCGAGCAGGAAAAUCCGGAUGUUAUCAUGCUGAAUGAAUCAUUGAAGGAUUUUAGAAAUAUGUAAAACGAAACAGCAAAUAUUUCAUUUGUUUGGUUGUCGCAAUCAGUUUCUUUGUACUAACAUCGUUUUUGACAAACAAACAGUAUAUUCUAGUG
Messenger RNA from Sabethes cyaneus, 1570 nucleotides. It is a transcript of the gene Fkbp59, whose product is annotated as FK506-binding protein 59. Bases 126 to 1478 code for a protein of 450 amino acids. The record is from RefSeq and is a predicted model, not a curated record. Gene Ontology annotation, molecular function: peptidyl-prolyl cis-trans isomerase activity; protein binding. The transcript has 5 exons. NCBI's taxonomy places the organism in Eukaryota, Metazoa, Arthropoda, Insecta, Diptera, Culicidae.